AUUAAGCAGAUGUUUAAAAUGUUAUCUCGUAACGUUUGAACGUGAAAUUGCAUUCAAUGGCUGAAAUCAUAUCCAAGCGAGCUGAAACUGUUGUGGAUUGGAAAGAUUUUUUAAAUUUCUACUUGGCAAAAUGCUCUAAUGAUUCGUACAAUAAAGAAAAUAAUCCGAAUGGAUAUAUCAAUCUUGGUACUGCAGUCAACAAUCUGUGCACUGAUCUUGUUUACACAAAACUUUCAGAUGUAUGGACUUGGGAAAAGUCCAUGCUGCAAUAUGAAGCAGGAUAUGGGAUUGUUCGGUUAAGAAAGGCAUUGGCUGCACUGGUUACAGAAUUUUUUGAUCCAGCUGAAAAGAUAAAUCCAGACAAUAUUUUCUGUGCACCAGGGGUUACAGGCUGCAUUGACCUUAUAGCUCAUUGCCUUGCUGAUCCUGGUGAUGUUUUUCUGGCACCCACACCUUGUUAUGCUCGCAUUUUCACCGAUUGCAAGCAAAGAUCUCUUGUGGACAUAUGGCCAAUACCUAUUAUUUCAAGGGAUAAUGUAGAGCUUAGUCCUGUUUUGACGAUACAGAAAGUGAAGAAAGCUUAUGAAGAUGCAUUAAAUCAUAACAAAACUGUUCGGGGAAUAAUCUUGCUCAACCCUAGCAACCCUCUGGGUGAUGUGUAUAAAUCUGAGUUAUUAAUGGAUAUUCUAGAAUUUUUCCACUUAAAAGAUAUGCAUGUCGUAGUUGAUGAAGUCUAUGCACUUUCAGUAUAUCAUGGAGGAAACCAGUUUCAUAGUGUCUUGAAAUUUCCAGUACUUCCUGAUCCAAAGAAAGUGCAUGUCUUGUAUGGAAUGAGUAAGGAUUUUACAGUUGCUGGGUUAAGAAUUGGUAUGGUUCAUACAAAAUGUGAGGUGCUACAAAGGUGCUUGACUGAGCUUUGUUUCUUACAAUGCAUUCCCUUUCCGGUGAUGGAUAUGGCUGCAAGAUAUUUGGAGGAUUUAGAAUUCUGUAAAAAGUUUGUGGCAACAAAUCAAGAUCGUUUGACUGCCAGAUCUGCAACUUAUGCAAAGAGACUCACAGAUAUGGGACUGAAUGUUAGAAAAUCCAAUGCUGCUUUCUUUUUAUGGGUGGAUUUCAGAAAUAUCUGUGGAUCGGAAUCUUUUCGACAAGAACGAAAUUUCUUUGAAUAUCUUAUAGAAAAGUUCCAGUUAUACAUUGUGCCGGGAGAGGAGUUUUUUUGUGCUCAGCCUGGAUGGUUUAGAAUAUGCUUUACUGCAUUUCCGGAUGAUGUUGAUGAAGGAUUCAACCGCCUAGAAAAUGCUAUGAAAGAAUAUGAAAGAGUGAAGAUGUAACUUCAAGUUAAGGUUUUACUAAAGGUCUUUCAUCUACUCUAAAGUAUUAUAAAAGAACUUGUGCUUCUAACUACCCACCAGAAGGUUGCUUACUCCAAGGAAUCAUGUUAACUAUCCAAACUGCACCUGCCAGUGUUGGAACAGACUUUGUUGAAGGUAUCAAAAGGUUGUCCUUUGGGCAAUGUUGAAGCAUGUUAUUAUGCAAGUGGAAUUUAAAUAACUGGUGCGGGAAGAGUUCCAAAAGACCUAAAAAAGGCUUCCGAAAUGUCCCUUUGCUUGUGAGAAGUUAAAAGCAUCUCUUAUUGCAUUAACUUUUGUCACUGUGCAGAAAAGGUGAUAGAAAAAGAAGCAGAAAGAGAAAGCGAAAAAAAUAAGAGAUGAUGUGCCAAACACUUUCUCUAUACCCUGACAGCAACACGCCUGAGCUUUUUUUAUUAAUAAUUAUUAUUUCUUUUUCAUAAUAGCAUUAAGGUAUCUCAAACUGCACUAACAUACAUAUUUAUUUGGAAAUAUUUGGCAUUCACUAUCAAAUUACUAGCUCUUCAAACUUAGUCAGAAAUAUAUUACAAAUUUAUAUUCUACUGAAAAUAUAAUUUUAAAAACAUUUAUAAUAUGUUUGUACAAAAAAAAUAUUGUAUUCGUGAACAAAUAAAACAGUUUCUAAUAAAUUUUAAGAAAUCAGCAUGGUCAGCAGUUUUGUAACAGAAUCUAAUUGCUUUUGCUUCUAACAUACUUAAUGUUAAGGUGUUUUUGUGUACUAAGUAUUUAAUAAAA
This is a messenger RNA of Uloborus diversus, 2105 nucleotides long. RefSeq lists its product as uncharacterized. NCBI's taxonomy places the organism in Eukaryota, Metazoa, Arthropoda, Arachnida, Araneae, Uloboridae. The transcript has 15 exons. Bases 57 to 1331 code for a protein of 424 amino acids. Gene Ontology annotation, biological process: biosynthetic process; amino acid metabolic process. The record is from RefSeq and is a predicted model, not a curated record. Gene Ontology annotation, molecular function: pyridoxal phosphate binding; transaminase activity.